GAUGUUUACAACUACUACUAGGGUACGGAUAUGGAGAAGGGUAUCAAGAAAGAUACAGCUCAAUUAAGCCUUCGAAACGAAGCAAAGUCCAACGACAAAAGCCGUCUGCUUUAAAUGCUGCGCUUUGCUCGGUUUGCGGCGGUUUCGUCAGCACUUGCGCAACACCCCAACACACCUUCUCAAUCCGGCUAGGCCACCCCUCAUUGGCUGGCGGAAUUAGUGCCAGCACUGUGCAUAUAUAAGCACAUCCUCAGCUUUCCCUCCUCUCUCUCUUCCCGUCAGGAAUGAUUCCGUGAUACCAGUGAGCAGACAUGGAUCCCGAAAAGAUUGGCCUCCCGCCGUACAGCGCGGUAGCGGAGGAGCCGAAAGGGCAAGUGCGGCCCGGGCAUUGGCGACGGAGACGAGGGUUCCUGCGCCGAUCGCGGGGGCUGCGCUUCAUCGGCCUGGCAUGCCUUGCAUUCAUCGUCUACGCGCAAUGGAGGCAGAUGCCGCCCGCAUCGAGCCCUCCGGACUCGGACUCCCACAUGACCGUCCACGGCCUCUCAGUCAAGCGGCUGCGAGAGGACCUCGCGACCUGCGCCAAGCUGCACACCAAGCCCGUCGACCCCAUCGGUCUCGGCCGAGAGAGGAAUGCCCGCUACAUCGACGGCCACAAGCCAACCCUGAUCAAGAACGCCACCGUCUGGGUCGGCGAGCCCGCUGAAGGAACCAGCCCCGAGGAUGCCCGGUCCGGGAAGGGCUACUCUUGGGUCACAGCCGAUGUCUUCUUGGAGCACGGCCUCAUUAAGCAAGUCGGCCGUCAUCUUGCUCUGCAGGGCACCCUGCCAAAGGACACACUGGUAUACGAUGCCGCAGGACGCCCUCUCACUAGCGGGAUCAUCGACAUGCACAGCCACGCUGGGGUGGAUUCGCUGCCGGAGCUGCGGGGCAACGAUGCCACCAACGAGAUGUCGUCGGAUAUUACGCCGUAUGUGAAGGCUAUCGACGGCAUCCAGCCGACAGACCGACAGAUUCAGGUGAUCAAAUCGGGCGGCGUGACCACGUCGCUUAUCCUGCCGGGGUCCGCUAACAACAUGGGCGGUGAGGCGUUCGUCAUCAAGCACGCCGUGGGCCGCGCCGACGGCCGCAACGAGACGAGCAUCGCCGACAUGCUAGCCGACCCAGACCACGCCUGGCGUUAUCUCAAGAUGGCUUGUGGGGAAAAUGCGGCACGGGUCUACGGAAAACCUGGCGAGCAUGGCCCGACGAGCAGGCUCGGCGAGAGCUGGGAGUUCCGCCACGCCUUCGAGCAGGCCUCACGCCUACUCCGCGAACAGGACGACUGGUGCGACUCUGCUGCCCUAGGACUGGAGAGGGUCGACAGGUACCUUCCUGUUGAGAUCAGAUGGGAAUCUGUGAUUGCGCUGCUGAGGGGCCAGGUCCAUCUCAACGUGCACUGUUACACAAUCCCGGACCUGGAAUCGUUUGUCGCCCACACCAACGAGUUCAAGUUCCCUGUGCGGGCAUUCCACCACGCCCACCAGACAUACUUGGUCCCUGAGAUUCUGAAGCGCGCUUAUGGCGGGCCGCCAGCUUCGGCCCUAUUCGCGGAUAACAUGUGGUACAAGGCAGAGUCCUACAUCGCCUCGGAAUACGCAGGCAAGCACCUCUACGACAGCGGGCUAGUCCCCAUCUACGUGAGCGAUAACCCGGUCCUGAACGCCCAGCACGUCGUGUUCGAGGCUGCCAAGGGGUACAAGUACGGGCUCCCGUACCACGCCGCCCUCGCCGCGGUGACGACCGCGCCUGCCGAGAGGCUGGGCUUCGGUCAGCGGCUGGGCAAGAUCAAGCCAGGGUUCGACGCCGACAUCGUAGUGUGGGAUAGCGACCCGCUCAGCGUCGGCGCCGCUCCGGUCCAGGUGUGGAUUGACGGGACGGCACAGUUUGAGGACCCAGUUGAGCUUGACAAGGCGUUUGAGGGCGUCAUCGUACCUGACGAGGACCUCGCCAACAUCAUCGAGGACCCUGUGACUGUCACUGGCGACGUUGUCUUCACGGGCGUCACCAAGGUCCUCCUUCCCAUGCACGUGGACAGCUUUGCAGCCGACGGCAAGACCUUCAACGUCGCCAUUUCAGGCGGCAAGAUCACCUGCGUGGGCCUCUGCGCCACCGAGCUGGCAGCUGCGUCCGACUCCGACUCUUCCUCCGGCAAUGUGAUCCGCCUCAAGAACGGCCACCUCGCCCACCCCUUCACAGCGUUCGGGUCGACCCUCGGCCUCAACGCCAUCGACGCCGAGCGGGACACAGACAACGGCGGCAGUGCCGACGUCUUCAGCCGCGGCGCCGACGGCCUGGCCCUCGACACCAAGAAGCUGCACGCCUCGCAUCGCUACGGCGUGACGCGCGCCAUCUCGGCGCCCAAGUCCGCCGGCGGCGGCGGCACCCACCACGGCACCAGCGUUGGCUUCGCCACGGGCGCCGGCGGGCCGUCAUCGCCCUCGUCAUCGUCCACCAAGGCCAUCUUCGCCGACGACGCGGCCAUCCACUACACGCUCGACCUCUCGGCCAAGCGCGGCACUGGCACCCCGACCCUAUCUGCGGCUGUCGGCGCGCUGCGCCGGAAGCUGCUCGAGGCCGCGGCCGCGGCUGCGGCCGACGAGGCGGUAACGGACCGCUACUCGGAGGCGGCGUUCCUGAGGCGCGUCCUGGAGGGCGAGCUGGCGCUCGCGGUGACGGCGCACAGCGCCGACACCAUCGCGGCGGUGCUCCGCGUCAAGGCGGCCGUCGAGGAGGCCAUCAACCCGUGGCCCGGAUUCGUGCAGAUCCGGCUCGUCAUCAUCGGCGGGGCGGAGGCGCACCUCCUGGCGGCCGAGCUGGCGGCCGAGGGCGUGGGCGUGGUGCUGGCACCGAUGCUGUCGUACGCUAUGAAGUGGGACCAGCGGAGGGCCCUGACGGGGGCGCCGCUUACCAAUGGGACGGCGGUGGAUGUGCUUGUGGGGGCUGGCGUCGUCACUGCUAUCGGGCUGGAGGAGGAUUGGGUUGUGCGAGACCUGGGCCUGCUUGCUGGUAUCGCAUACAAAAACGGCGGCGGGAGGAUCGGCGAGAGGGAGGCGCUGGACUUGGCGGGUCGGAAUGUGUACAAGUUGCUGGGGCUCGAGGAGCCUAAGGCGGAGCUGCACUUUGUUGUCCAUGAGGGAAAUCCCUUGGAGAUUGGCUCGAGGGUCAAGGCGGUUGGUGAUGGGUCCGGCAAGGUGGAUAUAUUCUGAGAGUUCUUGGCUGCGGUCGCCGUUGUUGCGUUGGAUAGAGGUGCCUGUUAGAUAGAUCGAGACUACUAUGUUGUACUCGCGACAGCAAGCCGUGUUUACAGUCAUCCUUCCUUGGUUAAGAGGACAAUCCGACACACAUGCAUGUAUUGCCAGUGUCCAUUUUCUACAU
Molecule: messenger RNA, 3414 nt
Organism: Phialemonium atrogriseum
Lineage: Eukaryota; Fungi; Ascomycota; Sordariomycetes; Cephalothecales; Cephalothecaceae
Exons: 3
Coding region: 312-3245 (977 amino acids)
Biological process (GO): N-acetylglucosamine catabolic process
Molecular function (GO): N-acetylglucosamine-6-phosphate deacetylase activity
Source: RefSeq, a predicted model, not a curated record